AUGACAUGGGGAUGGAGGAAGCUUCUUGCCAUUCGAAGUCUGGUUCGGCCGUUCGUGUGGAAGUCUAUUGGUAGCGGGUCUGAAACAAAUGCGUGGAGUGAUAUUUGGUGUGAGGCCGGUCCUCUUCGUAACUUUAUUACCCCAAGAACUAUCGCUAAUGCAGGUUUUAAUUUACAAUCUUCGUUAGCGGAUAUAGUGUCUCCGGAUGGUGAUUGGAGGUGGCCGAUUGCCUGGGACUCGAGAGAUCAUUUGUUUUUUGAAUGCUCUUUUGCGGCUCAGGUUUGGAAUAAUGUUAAAAUUAUGACCAACAUGGAGCAUGUGAAUGGUGAGUGGUCCGAUAUUAUGGCCUGGAUGGAUCAUAAUGUGAGUCUAAAGAAGCCCGAUAACGUCAUCAGUCGUUUGGUGGUUGCGGCUGCCUCUUACUUUGUGUGGCAAGAACGAAACAACAGGUUGUUUACUCGUAGUCAACGUACGGCUUUGGUGGUUGCUCAGGAAGCUAUUAUGAAUGUCCGUAUGAGAAUCUUAAACUUCAAGUUUAAGCGGAGAUUUGAAAAUGGAAGCUUGAUGGAGAAGUGGAAGAUUCCCAGAAGCAAUAUGGAGAUAGAACCGGACUAG
This is a messenger RNA of Helianthus annuus (common sunflower), 615 nucleotides long. RefSeq lists its product as uncharacterized. NCBI's taxonomy places the organism in Eukaryota, Viridiplantae, Streptophyta, Magnoliopsida, Asterales, Asteraceae. The record is from RefSeq and is a predicted model, not a curated record. The coding region runs from base 1 to 615 and encodes 204 amino acids. The transcript is spliced from 2 exons.